CUCAGCUGGGUGGGGACGCGUCUGCCGAGGACCCUGGACUCCAGCAACCGGUGGUCGCCACUGUCCACCCACCCUUAGGCCCAGCUCGCCUGGCGGAGAACAGCUGUGCAGCCACGCUGGACACUCACCCCGCCCGCUUGAUCCCGCCCCCGGACCUACAGGACCAAUAAACGAUGAAUACAGCCGCGCGUCACGGAGCGCCGGCCAAUUGCAGACGGCCACGACCCUAGAAAGGCUGGGCGCGGCAGGCGGCCACGGGGCGGUGGCGGCGCUGGCGUAGACGUUUCCUCGCUAUGGUGGUGGUGGCAGCGGCGCCGAGCGCGGCCACGGCGGCCCCCAAAGUGCUACUCCUAUCUGGCCAGCCCGCCUCCGGCGGCCGGGCGCUGCCGCUCAUGGUGCCCGGCCCGCGGGCAGCAGGGUCGGAAGCGAGCGGGACACCGCAGGCUCGCAAGCGGCAGCGCCUCACGCACCUGAGCCCGGAGGAGAAAGCGCUGCGGAGGAAACUGAAAAACAGAGUAGCAGCGCAGACCGCUCGAGAUAGAAAGAAAGCCCGGAUGAGCGAGCUGGAGCAGCAAGUGGUGGAUUUGGAAGAAGAGAACCAAAAACUCCAGCUAGAAAAUCAGCUUUUACGAGAGAAAACUCAUGGCCUUGUGAUUGAGAACCAGGAGUUAAGAACACGCUUGGGAAUGGAUACGCUGGAUACUGAAGAGGCUCCAGAGGCAGAGUCCAAGGGGAAUGGAGUAAGGCUGGUGGCCGGGUCUGCUGAGUCCGCAGCACUCAGACUAUGUGCAUCUGCAGCAGGUGCAGGCCCAGUUGUCACCUCCCCAGAACAUCUUCCCAUGGAUUCUGACGCUGUUGCCUCUUCAGAUUCUGAGUCUGAUAUCCUUUUGGGCAUUCUGGACAAGUUGGACCCUGUCAUGUUUUUCAAAUGUCCUUCCCCAGAGUCUGCUAAUCUGGAGGAACUCCCAGAGGUCUACCCAGAAGGACCUAGUUCCUUACCAGCCUCCCUUUCUCUGUCAGUGGGGACCUCAUCAGCCAAGCUGGAAGCCAUUAAUGAACUCAUUCGUUUUGACCAUGUAUAUACCAAGCCUCUAGUCUUAGAGAUCCCCUCUGAGACAGAGAGCCAAACUAAUGUGGUAGUAAAAAUUGAGGAAGCACCUCUAAGCUCUUCAGAAGAGGAUCAUCACCCUGAAUUCAUUGUCUCAGUGAAGAAAGAACCUUUGGAAGAUGACUUCAUUCCGGAGCUGGGCAUCUCAAACCUGCUUUCAUGCAGCCAUUGUCUGAGACCACCUUCCUGCUUGUUGGAUGCUCACAGUGACUGUGGAUAUGAGGGCUCCCCUUCUCCCUUCAGUGACAUGUCUUCUCCACUUGGUACAGACCACUCCUGGGAGGAUACUUUUGCCAAUGAACUCUUCCCCCAGCUGAUUAGUGUCUAAGGAGCCACACGACAUUGGGCCCCUUUCCCUGACCAUCACACUGCCUAGAGGAUAGCAUAGGCCUGUCUGUUUCGUUAAAAGCCAAAGUAGAGGCUGUCUGGCCUUUUAAGAAUUCCUCUAAAGUAUUUCAAACCUCAUAGAUGACGUUCAAGUAUUGUCGUUUGACACUCAGCUGUCUAAGGUAUUCAAAGGUAUUCCAAUACUACAGCUUUUGAGAUUCUAGUUUAUCUUAGAGGUGGUAAUAUGCUCUAAAUCACAGGGAGGGUCAUUUGGUAGUUAUCUCCCAGCCUGGCUUCAAACUAUGUAGUCGAGGCUAGGCUGAAACUUGUGACCCUCUUGACCCCACCUCCCAAGUGCUGGGCUUUACCAGGUGUGCAACUCCACACCUGCCUCUUGACAUGUCCUAAAGUGGACAUGGGAUUCAUGAACAGCCCCUUAUCAUUUUUCUCCAUUCUCUGCAUCCCAGGUUUUAUUUCGUUGACUUCUACAGAGAAACACCAACCUGAGGGGCUUGUUUUCCCUUAUGUACAUUUUAAAUGAAGAUUGAGAAUCUUUGUAAAAUGAUGAAAAUUUACUGUGUAAAUGCUUGAUGGACUCUUCUCGAUAGUGCAGCUUCUAGAAGGUGCUUUCUCCGUUUAUUUAAAACUACCCAUGCAAUUAAAAAAAAAGCAACGCAG
Molecule: messenger RNA, 2113 nt
Organism: Mastomys coucha (southern multimammate mouse)
Lineage: Eukaryota; Metazoa; Chordata; Mammalia; Rodentia; Muridae
Gene: Xbp1
Product: X-box binding protein 1
Cellular component (GO): nucleus
Molecular function (GO): DNA-binding transcription factor activity, RNA polymerase II-specific; RNA polymerase II transcription regulatory region sequence-specific DNA binding
Source: RefSeq, a predicted model, not a curated record